Molecule: messenger RNA, 513 nt
Organism: Syzygium oleosum
Lineage: Eukaryota; Viridiplantae; Streptophyta; Magnoliopsida; Myrtales; Myrtaceae
Product: G-type lectin S-receptor-like serine/threonine-protein kinase SD1-13
Exons: 3
Coding region: 1-513 (170 amino acids)
Source: RefSeq, a predicted model, not a curated record
AUGCUUGGAGAGAACUUGAGCAGAGUUAAAUUCCAGGAGUUUGUGAACUACAAAAUUGAAGAAUUGGCUGCAGCAACAGGAAACUUCGUGGUUACAUGGCUCCUGAAUAUGCAAUGGAAGGGCUUUUUUCGGAAAAAUUAUGUCUUUAGCUUCGGCAUCUUAUUACUGGAGAUCAUAAGUGGAAGACAGAACACCAUUUUUCAUGAGGAAGAUCAAUGCUUGAGCCUUCUAGGACUGGCAUGGAAGUUAUGGAAUGAAGACAAUGUAUUAGCACUAGUGGACCCAAACAUACCUGUGACAUGCUUUGAGGUUGAGCUUUUAAGGUGCAGAAAUGUGGGGCUUCUUUGUACACAAGAAAGGGCAAAAGAUAGGCUUUCCAUAUCAACUGUUAUUUCAAUGAUCAACAGUGAAAUUGCGGAUCUUCCUCGUCCGAAGCAACCUGCAUUCACCGCGAGGAAACUAACAAGACACAGAUUCCUCUGGACAAAGCCAAAAGACAUGCUCGACCAAUGA